Messenger RNA from Elaeis guineensis (African oil palm), 1943 nucleotides. RefSeq names its product chaperone protein dnaJ A7A, chloroplastic. Gene Ontology annotation, cellular component: chloroplast thylakoid membrane; cytoplasm. NCBI's taxonomy places the organism in Eukaryota, Viridiplantae, Streptophyta, Magnoliopsida, Arecales, Arecaceae. Gene Ontology annotation, molecular function: ATP binding; heat shock protein binding. The record is from RefSeq and is a predicted model, not a curated record. Gene Ontology annotation, biological process: protein refolding; response to heat.
CAUCAAACGCGGCCUCAGAAGCCCAACACACUUAAGAACCCCAACCCUCCGCCCCCUUAUCGUGUUGCGAGGACGGCCAACGGCUCACACGCUUCCGGAAGUCCUCCGCCACGCCACGCCGCGCCGCCGAGGGCAGAAGAAGAAGAGGACCUUCCCCGCUUCUCUCUAGGGGUUUCGACCCCCUACCACGUCCGAUUCAGCCUUGCAGUGAGAUAAUUGAAGAUCAAAUUUGUCAAUCCUUCUCUAUACCAUACCCGGUAUCAGCAUGAUGGCAAUCAUACCGUCUGGAAAUACUUCAGUACCUCAGUUGGGAGUCUGUCCUCAACUAGUGUUCAGAUACACAUCUCGAGGAGCAAAGGCAUGCUGCUUGAGUAACAAGUUGCCCAUGCCUCAAACUGGUAUCUUAAACAACCAAAAGUAUUUGGCAUCAUCAUGUGCCAGUUUCUUUGCGUCAGUGCCUUCAUCUGCCCUAUUCAAUAGUGGGCCAUGUCAAAAUCUUCGACAUAAUAGGGGGGCAAGGCUUGUUGUCAGAGCUGAUAGUGAUUACUACUCUAUCCUUGGUGUGUCAAAAAAUGCCAGUAAAUCAGAAAUAAAAAGUGCUUAUCGAAAGCUUGCGAGGAGUUAUCAUCCGGAUGUGAACAAAGAAUCUGGAGCAGAACAGAAGUUCAAGGAGAUAAGCAACGCUUAUGAGGUAUUGUCAGAUGAUGAGAAGCGUGCUGUAUAUGAUAAAUAUGGAGAAGCUGGUCUCAAAGGUGCCGGCAUGGGCAUGGGGGAUUUCAGUAACCCAUUCGACCUCUUUGAGUCUUUGUUUGAAGGCAUGGGUGGAAUGGGUGGCAUGGGAGGAAGCAGAGCUGCUCGUAACCGGCCAAUGCAGGGUGAAGAUGAGAGCUAUAAUCUUGUAUUAAAUUUCAAGGAAGCAGUCUUCGGUGUGGAGAAAGAGAUUGAAAUAACAAGGCUAGAGAAUUGUGGGACCUGUGAUGGGUCUGGUGCCAAACCUGGUACAAAGCCAAGCAAAUGCAAUACUUGUGGAGGUCAAGGCCAGGUUGUAUCUUCAGCAAGGACCCCGUUGGGUGUAUUCCAGCAAGUCAUGACUUGCUCUACUUGUGGUGGGACAGGAGAGUUCUCUACCCCUUGCAACACGUGUGGAGGGGAUGGCCGUGUGAGGCGGACUAAGAGGAUCAGUUUGAAAGUUCCAGCUGGAGUAGACUCUGGUAGCCGGCUGAGGGUCCGAUCGGAAGGGAACGCUGGAAGGAAAGGUGGCCCACCUGGAGACCUUUAUGUAUUCAUAGAGGUUCUCUCUGACCCUGUGCUUAAGCGGGAUGGGAAUAACAUCCUUUACACGUGCAAGGUUUCAUAUAUUGAUGCAAUCCUUGGGACCAUGAUCAAGGUCCCAACAGUCGAUGGGAUGGUGGAUCUGAAGAUCCCAGCAGGCACCCAGCCAGGCACUACACUGGUGAUGGCAAAGAAAGGGGUCCCUUACCUUGGAAAGUCAAACACUAGGGGUGAUCAGUUAGUUCGUGUGCAGGUGGAGAUUCCAAAGAGACUGAGCAGUGAAGAGAGGAAGCUGAUUGAAGAGCUUGCAAACCUCAACAAGACCAAAACUGCGAACAGCAGGAGAUAGUUGAGGUUAAUUUUGCCCAAUGAAUUUUGGAUUUAUUUAAGCCCCCACAAAGCUUGUGUUGAACAAUUGUUGUAUUGACCACUGAUCAUGCGAGGGGGAAAUUCAGAAACUUAAUGUUUAACAAGGUGGGGGCAUUCUCGUUAUGGUAUGCGUUUUUGCUGCAUUAGAUCACUUAUAAAGAAAUGAAAUAAAGGGGAUGUUGGAGGGUAUAGGAGUGAACCAAACCAUGUCUGUAUUUUUAUAGUUGAGGUUGUCUGCCAAUUUGAUGUUUUUAAGUUGUACUAAUAAAUAGUUUGUGCAUGGGUUUCAUGAUAGCAGGAAA